This is a messenger RNA of Phytophthora sojae, 1452 nucleotides long. RefSeq lists its product as hypothetical. Lineage: Eukaryota; Oomycota; Peronosporomycetes; Peronosporales; Peronosporaceae. Bases 550 to 1293 code for a protein of 247 amino acids. The transcript is spliced from 4 exons. The record is from RefSeq and is a predicted model, not a curated record.
AGGACCUGCACCAGAAGGUUGACGCCAUUGCAGAGGGACAGGUAUGUGCUAUUCGGUACUCUUGCUCUUGCUGCUGUGGAGGAAUAUUACUGACGAGAGCCGAAUGCUGCCGUGCAGCGCAACCUGGAGACGCAGUUCCGCCUGCAGCAGCAGCAACUGGAGCGCCUCGUGCAGCUCGUCGAGGCGCUGGUGCCGACGAGGAGCGCGUCGAUGCAGCCGACUCCGGACAGGGCGACCCUCCCGCACUAAGUUAACGAUCGAUGUUGAAGUACAUACAAAUGCAAGCCAAUGUCGUUCUGUCGCGUCACAUACGGUGAACUUAGUCGAGGAUAAACUGUUCUAAUUUCCCCGCGCAAAGCGAUAAAACCUGUCAAAAUCGGUCUGGAACACAGUGGAAGCCAUCGAACCGUUUUUAAACAGCCUUUCAUUGGUCAAAAUCCAGCGGCCCUGUGCUGCACUUCAUUCCAGGAGAUCCUCGACCGCCAGCACCCCCAAGGUCUGACGCUGCCGCUCAGUUCUAUCUCCCCACCACACACCCAGCCUUCUAACAUGCUGCUCGCGCGCCUGCGCUCCCCGACGGCCGUGACCCGCAGCCUCCAGACGCGCGCGUUCUCCAACAUGCUCGGCGCCGCCACGCAGAAGACCGAGAAGGCCGCGGCCGAAGCCGCCGAGGCCGCGCCGCCCGCGCCGCGCGGCGACAUCGUGCUCGACGGCUUCGCCAAGCGCCAGUUCGACGACAAGACGUACUCGGGCACGAAGCUCGACUUCGACAAGCAGGAGUUCGUGCGCAAGAUCAACGAGAUCUACGAGGCCAACGGCAAGCAGCUCGUGGACGGCUACGCGCCGUUCUGCAAGCACUUGUUCGUCAAGAACUUCACGGGCGCGCGCCUCAACAUGGUGGCCAUCACGCAGGCCAACGCCCACAUGCUCAUGUCGGACUACGAGGCCCGCACGGAAUACGAGCUGCCUGUGCUGAGCCGCUGGUUCCCGAGCCACAGCGUGACGCCCAAGGUGGCCGAGUACCUGGACAUCAUCCUGUACAGCCGCGAGCAGAUUAUCAAGGAGAACGAGGCCGUGGACGUCCCGGCGGACCCGACCCACGACGACUCCCCGUGGGGAAUCAUCUCCAUCAAGGCGCAGGACGUCGACCACGAGCUGCCCAUGAAGCCGAUCACCAUGAUGCGUAACGCUGUGGGCAAGGAGCAGGGCGGCUCGGGCGUGCCUAUCGACCGCGACGAGUACAUGAAGGCGGUCGAGUACUGGCGGAAUCACGCGGUGAUCAAGAAAAUGUAAGCAAGCGCUUCUGCAUCCAGACGAAGCGGACGCCUCAGCAGCUUGAAGCCGAGCGCGCUGACGUUCGCGCCAUGUUCUUCAGAAAUCCGAAGCGGCCUCCUCUCUGCUCUUUUUGCAUUGCGAACUGAAUAAAAAGCAGGCUUCACGUGCCUAUAUAUC